ACUUUUUUUUUUAAUUAGUUAUAGAGAUUUUCUUUUAGAUCUUCUAUUCUUCGCUUUAGCUCAUAACAAUGCCGUGCACAGUAUAUUGCGUACCGGCAGCAUCUCUGGUUUCUCAAACAUUUGCUGAUCACUGCCUUAUCAGGUAUGAUCACCACCAUCAUAAUCACAAGGACUUGAGAAAAUGGAGUAGGACCUCUGCUGCUACUUCAACUUCUGCUUCUGCUUACCCUCUCGUUUCCAAUCCUAAUGACUCUUCUUCUCGUCAAAAAUUUGAUCAGGAGACUGCGAGGGACAAGUUCACUCGGGAGAUCUCUUUUCAUUCCAAAGACCAAGACAUCUCACUUGCUAAGGCUUUGCUUUAUGUUGCAGCUGAAGAUGAGGCAUUCAUGGCUUACAACCGAGAGAUGGACGCUUGUUCCCUUCUCAAUGAAAGGAUGAACGUUUCUUUCUCAUCUGAUACCAAAGAGUGGGAUACUGUGGAGCAAAUGCCUUUGGGUGUAAAGACCGUAUCUGAAUGGCUGAGUGAGUUAGACGCAAUUACUAAAGAAGUCGAGGCGGAGCUAGUUUCAAGGGACAUAGGCUGCCAUCUGGUUGAAGUUUUGCAGGCAGUCAAUUUAGUUCUUUUUGAGUUGAGAGGCUUUAAAAGAUCCCCUGUUCUUGUAGACUCUAAGCAUUCAUACUUACACUCAGUGCUGAGCUCUGGAUAUGGCAGUGCAACUUUAGUUAGCAUAAUUUACAUUGAAGUUUGUCGGCGACUUGGUCUAACUAUCGUGGGGUCUUGUGUUGGGGAAGAUUUUCUGAUAUGGCCGCAGACAGCAUACCCAGAGGAGCUCUUCAAGGAGACUUCAGGACACAGCUUGUUCGCUGUUGUAAAUGGAAGGUGUGUGGAGGACUCUAGAUCAAUGGCAUCUGAUUUAACUGGUACAUCACUGUUAGGGCUUGAGAUAGCUACAAACCGUGAUAUUAUUGGGAUCUCUCUAGCCAAUUUAAUUAGGCUUCACUGGAAACGUGCUUCGAGAUCAAAUCCUGGUUUGAUGCUGACUUCUCCCCUAAGGCAGCUUCAUAAUACUGAUGACAGACAUAACCAAAUCGAUAAACCAGGUGUCCCUUUAUUGCGGCCUCAAGAUCUUAGACUAGCCAUCAAGGCUUCAGAAAGAUUGUUGAUUUUGCAGCCACAUAAUUGGGCCCUAAGGAGAGACCAUGGCAUGAUGCUGUAUUAUAAUAGGGAAUAUGGUAAGGCAGUGCAAGAGCUUAGCAUUUGCAUGGCCUUUGCUCCGGAAGAAGAGGCUGAGAUUCUCCAACCCUUUGUCCACAAACUACAUUUAAUGCGUCUGGUAUCAUCUUGUGAGACCUUCGGACACACGCCUCCAUUGACCAUCAAAUAACUUGAUGUUGCAGUCUGUGUCUUA
This is a messenger RNA of Hibiscus syriacus, 1409 nucleotides long. RefSeq lists its product as uncharacterized. Lineage: Eukaryota; Viridiplantae; Streptophyta; Magnoliopsida; Malvales; Malvaceae. The transcript has 9 exons. The record is from RefSeq and is a predicted model, not a curated record. The coding region runs from base 69 to 1385 and encodes 438 amino acids.